Messenger RNA from Owenia fusiformis, 737 nucleotides. NCBI's taxonomy places the organism in Eukaryota, Metazoa, Annelida, Polychaeta, Sabellida, Oweniidae. The record is from the annotation of a GenBank genome assembly.
AAUUCUAUUUACUUGAUAUUGCAUAGCUUAUAACAAAGAACUAUUCAUUCGUUGAUAACUCCUCAGAGGGCUAGACAGAGUAAAGUUGGUACAACAUGAAGGGGAUUUUAGUGGUUGCUUUGCUGUUGUGUUAUAAUGAGGUUUUAGUUGAAACAUCGAGAAGAGUUGCCCAAGACACAUUCAAACUGACAGACAUUGAAGUGAAAGCUUUGAACUACAUCCCCGAUGGAAAGUUCAGCUCUAAAGAUUGCUUUGAAGUUCUUGAGAAUGGAGGAGAAAAUUCAGGCUGGUAUAUAAUUGAACCCCGUGAGAACAGCACAAAAAGAAAAAUCAAAGUCUACUGUGACCAAACGACAGAACUACAAGGAUGGACUGUUAUCCAAAGAAACUUUGGCUUAAAGUCCAUGAAACUUGAUUGGAACAACUACAAACAUGGUUUCAAAGAUAACAGUACCUUCUGGCUUGGAAAUGACAACAUAUUUGAUGUAUUAAACCACCAAACUACCCCUAUGAGGAUGGUGAUUGAAGCAUGGGAUCAUGAAGAUCAAAGUUCCAUUGCAAUCUACGACAGUGUCACAAUGAAAAAUGAAGCUCAUAAUUAUGAACUUUGUGUAAAUAACAUUACUGGUCGAGAUCCUUUUGGGUUCAGUAAAUUUGAUCCCCCAUGUGUUAACUUUACCACAUAUGAUAGAGAUAAUGACUUUGCUGAUGAUGCCAACUGUGCAGAAAUGUUAGGA